Molecule: messenger RNA, 402 nt
Organism: Meloidogyne enterolobii
Lineage: Eukaryota; Metazoa; Nematoda; Chromadorea; Rhabditida; Meloidogynidae
Source: the annotation of a GenBank genome assembly
AUGGCCUUGUCAAUUGAAGAAUUAAAAAUUCUUAUUUUCAUUUCAGGUAUGCCAAGCAAUGCUACCUCAGUACGACAAGUUGCCAUGAAAAUUGUUGAAAGUAAAAGUGAAAAAGGGCAAGCAGUGACCUUGAAAGAAGUUAUUGAAGAGUGUCGAGCCUAUAUGGCAAAUAAAAGCGAAGCGAUGUAUAUUGUCAAGGAGAAAGUGAGUGAAGUGAAGAAAGAAAUGCCCGAAGUCAAUACAUUGCAAAAAGUGAAGUGUCAUGAAAAGAGUGAAAUUGAAAAUGGAUUCGAGUGCAAACCAAAGUGGUCCAAACCAAACGUCAAGUAUCAACAAAAUGUGAUUGAGAAAAAGUGUAGUCAUUGUGGACGUUUUGGUCACUGGCGAAUGCAUUUGGAGUAA